UGUCCCUCUUCUCGCUCCGAGUUUCUCUUUCUCUCUCCUCUUCUCUGUGCUGCGCUGCUCUGCUCUUGGUGUCUUUUCCGUCGUGUCUUCUUUCACCCGCGUGCGUGUUUAGCUCGCCAACCCUUCCUGUCCUCCCCAGAGUUCCAUGCCCCGUUCUUCGUGUUGAUCGGGGGGAUGGAGGAAGCCCUAUGCGUGUCCGGAUAUCUUCGUGUACGCCCGGAAGGCCGCCCAUAUGACAAGUUGAAAAGGAAAAAAAAAAACCCUCCGUAUGGGUCGCUGCCUCCUCUCUCUGAUGUAUCGCUAUGCUUGCUAGCAACGAAUGUAUGCCCGCUCCCUUUCUUCAGGGGACCAAACCCCUACUACCUGGUCACAGUGUACCAACCCAAUCCGUUUUCGUUCCCAAAAGAGAAUGUUGACACAUGCCCAAGCCUAGCCUGA
Molecule: messenger RNA, 438 nt
Organism: Colletotrichum tamarilloi
Lineage: Eukaryota; Fungi; Ascomycota; Sordariomycetes; Glomerellales; Glomerellaceae
Exons: 1
Source: RefSeq, a predicted model, not a curated record